Hippocampus comes (tiger tail seahorse) is the source of this 1102-nucleotide messenger RNA. RefSeq names its product claudin 10a (gene cldn10a). The transcript has 4 exons. The coding region runs from base 213 to 860 and encodes 215 amino acids. Gene Ontology annotation, cellular component: bicellular tight junction; membrane. The record is from RefSeq and is a predicted model, not a curated record. Lineage: Eukaryota; Metazoa; Chordata; Actinopteri; Syngnathiformes; Syngnathidae. Gene Ontology annotation, molecular function: structural molecule activity.
CCAAUAACAUCAAACUGCUUAUUGAAUGUCAGCCAACCUCAAGAGGGCCUCAAGUAAUUCCACAUCAAGUGUUGCCAGCCUUGGCGCGGAGGUGCUAGACCAACCCGCCCAGAGCUCCUCAGUCAUUUCUGCAGGAGAACACAAAGGUGUCACAUCAGCAAGAGCCUUGCCAGGCCUGAUUUGAUCCACACAUCCAAAGCCCAAAAGGAACAAUGAGCACCACAUCAACAGAGAUUUCUGCGUUUCUCCUGAGUGUCUCCGGGUGGAUCCUGGUGUCAUCCACACUUCCUACAGACUACUGGAAGGUCUCCUCAGUGGAUGGGACGGUCAUCACUACGGCUACCUUCUGGUCUAACCUGUGGAAAACAUGUGUGACCGACUCCACAGGCGUGUCCAACUGCAAGGACUUUCCCUCUAUGCUGGCUCUGGAUGCGUACAUCCAAGUAUGUCGGGGCCUGAUGAUUGCUGCGGUGUGUCUGGGUUUCUUUGGAGCCAUACUUUCCCUGCUUGGAAUGAAGUGCACAAAAGUAGGAGGUUCCGAGACAUCCAAAACUCGCCUGGCAGUCCUUGCAGGUUUUCAGUACAUCCUCAGCGGAUUGUGCUGCAUGACCGCCUGCUCCAUAUACGCUCACAGGAUCACCAGCGACUUCUUCGACCCCCUCUUUGUUGCACAGAAGUUUGAACUGGGAGCGGCGCUCUUCAUCGGCUGGGCUGGAUCCGUGUUAUCCAUUUUGGGAGGUUUGAUUUUCUGUCUCUCACUUUCAGAGAGCUCGAGCGUCAGGCAAGUUGACAAUGGGCCUCAGUCAGCAACAGUUCUCCGACACACAUUAGCCUCUAAAUCCUGCUUUCACACCCUUUAAUAGUGUUUAGCGGCCAUGUUUGCCAAUGUUUUUUUUCUAAUCAAAGAAGUCCUACAUAAACUUUUGGGGCCCAAAUUGGUUGAGCCGGACUUUAGGAAUUUAUUGGAAUCUCUGUUAUCCCUUAACGGAGCCAAAACACUGUCAUCAAGAUGAAAGUGAUAAAAAGAAACUUGAAUGUAAAAACCAGCAAGCUAAAAUCGGAAAAAAAAGACAAAAUACAAGCAAUGAAAAAAAAAUGGACA